AUGUCAGACAAACUCAAGGAACGCAAAAGAACCCCCGUUUCCCACAAAGUGAUAGAAAAGCGGAGGAGGGACCGGAUUAACCGCUGCUUGAACGAGCUGGGCAAGACUGUGCCCAUGGCCCUGGCGAAGCAGAGUUCCGGGAAGCUGGAGAAGGCGGAGAUCCUCGAGAUGACCGUUCAGUACCUGAGAGCCCUGCACUCGGCUGAUUUUCCUCGGGGAAGGGAAAAAGCAGAACUGCUAACGGAGUUCGCCAACUACUUCCACUACGGCUACCACGAGUGCAUGAAGAACCUGGUGCAUUACCUCACCACCGUGGAGCGGAUGGAGACCAAGGACACCAAGUACGCGCGCAUCCUCGCCUUCUUGCAGUCCAAAGCCCGCUUGGGCGCCGAGCCCGCCUUCCAGCCGCUAGGUUCGCUCCCGGAGCCGGAUUUCUCCUAUCAGCUACACCCAGCAGGGCCCGAACUCGCGGGCCACAGCCCCGGGGAGGCUUCCGUGUUCCCGCAGGGUGCUGCCCCCGGGCCCUUCCCUUGGCCGCACAGCACCGCCCGCAGCCCGGCACUGCCCUACCUGCCCAGCGCGCCCGUGCCGCUCCCGAGCCCUGCGCAACAGCACAGCCCCUUCCUAGCCCCAGUGCAGGGGCUGGACCGGCACUACCUCAACCUGAUCGGCCACGCCCACCCCAACGCCCUCAACCUGCACCCCUCCCAGCACCCACCGGUGCUCUGA
Molecule: messenger RNA, 729 nt
Organism: Neogale vison (American mink)
Lineage: Eukaryota; Metazoa; Chordata; Mammalia; Carnivora; Mustelidae
Gene: HELT
Product: helt bHLH transcription factor
Exons: 4
Coding region: 1-729 (242 amino acids)
Biological process (GO): regulation of neurogenesis; anterior/posterior pattern specification; regulation of transcription by RNA polymerase II
Cellular component (GO): nucleus
Molecular function (GO): DNA-binding transcription factor activity, RNA polymerase II-specific; protein dimerization activity; RNA polymerase II cis-regulatory region sequence-specific DNA binding
Source: RefSeq, a predicted model, not a curated record